UAUAAUAGUAAUUAUACGAGAUAUCCGAAACAGGUGGAGGAUUUCACAGACCCCUCCCAGAACGUCGCGAGGGCUGUGGGCCCCACGGAGGUGAAGAGGAUAUACAAAUGCAUCAAUCUCUCCAUACGCCACGUUCUCGCCUUCAUUGACGGGAAGAUUGGAGGUGAAGAAGUGAAGGAACUCUUGUUUGGCCAAGAGGGCGCGCAGUUUUCCAGGAGAGGACAUAAUAAUAAACCUGCUAAUUUGAAGUGGGCUGGGAAAAGAAAGAAGCGGCGUUUUGAGGAGAAAAGUAUGGUGGAGCAGCGAAAAAAGGCACGGAUGUCUAGUGCAAACACAAAAAAUGAUGCUCAAGGCACAAUCGAAGAACCUUAUUGUGGUGACACAGUGAAAAGGGUAAAAACGGGAGGUGGAUGGGAAGAAUUAGCGAAAAGGGCAAAAACGGGAGGCGGAUGGGAAGAGAGUGGUGGUGGCUGCUGGGGAGGGAAAGCUGAGGAUGAUGCUGAAAAACAAGGCUGGGGAGGAGAAUGUUUAGGCUGUGGUAGAUGGUGUUUUGUGUUUACAUUGCUGCCUGUCUUGACACUGCUAUAUUAUGAAUGGCUUGCGAUG
Messenger RNA from Striga asiatica, 606 nucleotides. NCBI's taxonomy places the organism in Eukaryota, Viridiplantae, Streptophyta, Magnoliopsida, Lamiales, Orobanchaceae. The record is from the annotation of a GenBank genome assembly.